Rasamsonia emersonii CBS 393.64 is the source of this 798-nucleotide messenger RNA. RefSeq names its product Short chain dehydrogenase/reductase family oxidoreductase. Lineage: Eukaryota; Fungi; Ascomycota; Eurotiomycetes; Eurotiales; Trichocomaceae. Gene Ontology annotation, molecular function: oxidoreductase activity. Bases 1 to 798 code for a protein of 265 amino acids. The transcript is spliced from 2 exons. The record is from RefSeq and is a predicted model, not a curated record.
AUGACAACCACCUUCUUCCAAAACAAAGUCUACGCCAUCACCGGCGUGUCAGGCAUCGGCCUAGCCGUCGCCAAACAGCUCCGCCAGCUUGGAGCAAAGGUCUCCCUGGCAGACAUCGACGAGAAAGCGUUGGCAGACGCAGCGCAGCAACUCAGCAACAUCAACCCCAACAACAGCAACAACGAGGAUGUUAUCCUCACGACAAAACUCGACGUCAGCUCCGCCAGCGCCGUUGACUCCUGGAUCUCCGCCACAGUCGACAAAUUCGGCCGUCUGGACGGCGCGGCCAACAUGGCGGGGGCAAUCGGGAAGCAUCAUGGCGUGCGCGCGCUGGUCGACCAGGACGACGGCGAGUGGGAUCUCAUUUUCCGCGUGAACGUGACGGGGUUGAAGAACUGUUUGCGGGCGGAGCUGCGUGCCAUUUCUGCUGGGGACUGGCAUGAUAACGGCGAGAAUAUCGGGAGUAUCGUCAAUGCCUCGUCGAUUCAGGGCCUGCAGGGUUUUGCGCUGCAUGCUGCUUACUCGGCUAGUAAGCAUGCUGUGACGGGUCUGACGAGGUCGGUUGCAAAGGAGGUUGCGCCGAAGAUUAGGGUUAAUGCUAUUGCGCCCGGCUCAAUCCAAACCCCCCUCCUCGACAAGGCGAAAGACAUCCAGGGCGGAAAACUCGAACUCCCAUGUGCUUACCCCCGCGUCGGGACCGCCGACGAGGUCGCCCAGGCGGUGGUGUAUCUCCUAAGCGACGCAUCGUCGUACACGACGGGGACGAUCCUCAGUGUUGACGGGGGAUGGAACUGUUAG